ACCCACACGGUGGCCACCCCAUCUUACCUCUCCCGGGCGACAAAAUCCUCCCCUCAAAUUCGCGCCGCCGCCGAUCUCCUCCUCUCCUUCCGAUCUCCCCUCCGCCACAGCCGAUCCGAUUCGGAGCAGAUCCAUGGCGGGGCUGGCGUCGAAGCUGGCCCAGAUGCAGGCCAAGGCGUGCGAGGCGACGAGGUUCGCGGCGAAGCACGGGUGCGCGUACCACAGGACGCUCAUGGAGAAGAACAAGAAGUACGUCGCCGACCCGCCUACCAUCGAGAAGUGCCAGGAGCUCUCCACGCAGCUCUUCUACACCCGCCUCGCCAGCCUUCCUGGUCGGUAUGAAUCAUUCUGGAAGGAAAUGGAUCAAGUGAAGAAUGUGUGGAGAAACAGAAAGGACCUGAAUGUUGAGCAUGCUGGCGUUGCUGCACUUUUUGGCGUUGAGUUGUAUGCGUGGUUCUGUGCUGGUGAGAUCAUUGGCCGAGGAUUUACUCUCACAGGCUAUUAUGUCUGAGUGCUAAGGAACCACAUUAGUCGCCGACUCACCUUUUUCUCAUUGAAGAUUCUGUUUAGUGUUAGGAUCAGUUUAUUAAGAUGUGAUGAUUCAGAGUUUUGUUUUCCUGAAUUACUUGAUGCGGGUGAAUGGACAUCUCAGUGAAACCAAUGUGACGAAGUUCAAUAAUUCAGUGAAUCUUAGUUGAAGUAUGCAUUAUCUUUCUGAUAUUGAAUAAUUUGAUGCCA
Oryza brachyantha (malo sina) is the source of this 738-nucleotide messenger RNA. RefSeq lists its product as uncharacterized. The record is from RefSeq and is a predicted model, not a curated record. NCBI's taxonomy places the organism in Eukaryota, Viridiplantae, Streptophyta, Magnoliopsida, Poales, Poaceae. Gene Ontology annotation, molecular function: proton transmembrane transporter activity. Gene Ontology annotation, biological process: proton motive force-driven ATP synthesis. The coding region runs from base 134 to 511 and encodes 125 amino acids. The transcript is spliced from 3 exons.